GACGUGCUUUGCUUGGCUGGCCGCGGAGUCCGCCGAGACUCUUGGCGGCGGCUGAGGCGGCUGGGAGGGAAAUGGCUCGGACCGCGGCUGCUGCGGCGGCUCGGUUUGUGGUGGAGACAUAGGCUCGGGCAGCGUGAGGUCUUGCUAUUUUGGAAGCUUCAAGAAAAAAUAGAUUAGGGAAGGUUUGGUCUUUUAAAUGGACAUGGCUCAGAUAUCCAACAAUAAUGGAUUUAAGCAAUGUUCAUCACAUCUGGAACCAACAAGAACAAAAGAAGUGGACAAAGAAGAAGCAUUACAGAUGGAAGCAGAGGCUUUAGCAAAACUGCAAAAGGAUAGACGAGUGACUGAUAAUCAGAGAGGCUUUGAGUUGUCAAGCAACACCAGACAGAAAGCACAAGUUUAUAACAAACAGGAUUAUGAUCUCAUGGUGUUUCCUGAAUCGGAUACCCAAAAAAGAGCAGUAGAUAUUGAUGUAGAAAAGCUCACCCAAGCUGAACUUGAGAAACUACUGCUGGAUGACAGUUUCGAGACCAGGAAAACACCUGUCUUGCCAGUUACUCCUGUUCUGAGCCCUUCAUUUUCAACACAGGUCUAUCUUAGACCUACUCUUCAGAGAGGACAGUGGCCACCUGGAUUAUCUGGGCCUUCCACUUAUACUUUACCUUCUAUUUAUCAGUCAACUUAUAGCAGUAAACAGACUGCAUUCCAAAAUGGCUUCAAUCCAAGAAUGCCUACCUUUCCGUCCACAGAACCUAUAUAUUUAACUUUUCCAGGACAGUCUCCAUAUUUUUCAUACCCUUUGACACCUGCCACGCCCUUUCAUCCACAAGGAAGCUUACCUUUCUAUCAUCCAGUAGUCAGUCCUGACAUGGCAAAGCUGUUUGACAAAAUAGCUAGUACAUCAGAAUUUUUAAAAAAUGGAAAAGCGAGGACUGAUUUGGAGAUAACAAAUUCAAAAGCAACAGUCAGCAAUCUACAGAUAUCUCCAAAGUCUGAAGAUAUAAGUAAAUUCGACUGGUUAGACUUGGAUCCCCUAAGUAAACCUAAGGUGGACAAUGUGGAGGUAUUAGACCAUGAAGAAGAGAAAAAUAUUCCAGGUUUACUAGCAGAGGAUCCUUGGGAUGCUGUUCUUCUUGAAGAGCGAUCACCAGCAAGUUGUCACUUUGAAAGAAAGGUGAAUGGAAAAUCUUCUGGGGCAACAGUAACAAGAAGCCAGUCUUUAAAUAUUCGAACAACUCAGUUUACAAAAGUCCAGGGCCAGAUAUCUCAGAAAGACCCAAAUGGGACCAGUAGUUUGUCAACUGGAAGUUCUCUUCUACAAGAAAUUGAAGUACAGAAUGAGGAAGUGGCAGCUUUUUGUCAGUCCAUUACAAAAUUGAAGACCAACUUUCCAUAUACUAAUCACUGCACAAAUCCAGGCUAUUUGUUAAGUCCAGUUACAGUACAAAGAAACAUAUGUGGAGAAAAUGCUAGCGUGAAGGUCUCCAUUGAAAUUGAAGGAUUUCAAUUGCCAGUUACUUUUACAUGUGAUGUGAGUUCUACUGUAGAAAUCAUUAUAAUGCAAGCCCUUUGCUGGGUACAUGAUGACUUGAAUCAAGUAGAUGUUGGCAGCUAUGUUCUGAAAGUUUGUGGUCAAGAGGAAGUGCUGCAGAAUAACCAUUGCCUUGGAAGUCAUGAAUAUAUUCAAAACUGCCGAAAAUGGGACACAGAGAUUAAACUACAACUUUUGACCUUCAGCGCAAUGUGCCAAAAUCUGGCCCGAACAGCAGAAGAUGAUAAAACACCUGUGGAUUUAAACAAACACUUGCAUCAAAUGGAAAAACCUUAUAAAGAAGUCUUGACAAGAUACCCUGUUGACGAACUUUUAGAUUCUUAUCACAACCAAGUGGAACUGGCUCUUCAAAUUGAAAACCAGCACCGAGCGGUAGAUCAAGUAAUUAAAGCUGUAAGAAAAAUCUGUAGCGCUUUAGAUGGUGUAGAGACUCUUGCCAUUACAGAAUCAGUAAAGAAGCUAAAGAGAGCAGUUAAUCUUCCGAGGAGUAAAAGUGCUGAUGUGACUUCACUGUCUGGAGAAGGAGAUAUUAGUAAGAGUUCAUCUAGGGGAUCUCUAAAUCCUGAAAAUCCUGUUCAAGUAAGCAUGGACCAGUUAACUGCAGCAAUUUAUGAUCUUCUCAGACUCCAUGCAAAUUGUGGUAGGAGUCCUGCAAACUGUGCCCAAAGUAAUAGGAACAUCAAGGAAGCGUGGACAACAACAGAACAGCUUCAGUUUACAAUUUUUGCUGCACAUGGAAUUUCAAGUAAUUGGGUAUCAAAUUAUGAAAAAUACUACUUGAUAUGUUCCCUGUCUCACAAUGGAAAGGAUCUUUUUAAACCUAUUCAAUCAAAGAAGGUUGGCACUUAUAAGAAUUUCUUCUAUCUUAUUAAAUGGGAUGAACUAAUCAUUUUUCCCAUCCAGAUAUCACAAUUGCCAUUAGAAUCACUUCUUCACCUUACUCUUUUUGGAAUUUUAAAUCAGAGCAGUGGAAGUUCCCCUGAUUCUAAUAAGCAGAGAAAGGGGCCAGAAGCUUUGGGCAAAGUUUCUUUACCUCUUUUUGACUUUAAACGACUUUCUAAAGAAGAUAAAGCCUUUUUGUGGGAGAAACGCUAUUAUUGCCUCAAACACCCAAAUUGUCUUCCUAAAGUACUAGCAAGUGCCCCAAACUGGAAAUGGGUUAAUCUUGCCAAAACUUACUCACUGCUUCAGCAGUGGCCUCCAUUGCACCCACUGACCGCGUUGGAACUACUUGACUCAAAAUUUGCUGAUCAGGAAGUAAGGUCCGUAGCUGUGACCUGGAUUGAGGCUAUAAGUGAUGAUGAACUAACUGAUCUUCUUCCACAGUUUGUACAGGCUUUGAAAUACGAAAUUCACUUGAACAGUUCAUUAGUGCGCUUCCUUCUGUCCAGGGCAUUGGGAAAUAUACAUAUAGCUCACAAUUUAUAUUGGCUCCUCAAGGAUGCCCUGCAUGAUGCACAGUUUGGUGCCCGAUACGAACAUGUUUUGGGUGCUCUCCUCUCAGUAGGAGGAAAAGGACUCAGAGAAGAACUUUUGAAGCAGACAAAACUUGUACAACUUUUAGGAGGAGUGGCAGAAAAAGUAAGGCAGGCUAGUGGAUCAGCCAGACAGGUUGUCCUUCAAAGGAGUAUGGAACGAGUACAGUCCUUUUUUCUAAGAAAUAAAUGCCGUCUUCCUCUCAAUCCAAGUCUUGUUGCAAAAGAAUUAAAUAUUAAGUCAUGUUCCUUCUUCAGUUCUAAUGCUGUGCCCCUAAAAGUGACAAUGGUAAAUGCUGAUCCAAUGGGGGAAGAAAUUAACGUCAUGUUUAAGGUUGGUGAAGAUCUUCGGCAAGAUAUGUUAGCUUUACAGAUGAUAAAAAUUAUGGACAAGAUCUGGCUUAAAGAAGGACUAGAUCUGAGGAUGGUAAUUUUCAAAUGCCUGUCAACUGGUAGAGAUCGAGGUAUGGUGGAGCUAGUUCCUGCUUCAGAUACCCUCAGGAAAAUCCAAGUGGAAUAUGGUGUGACCGGAUCCUUUAAAGAUAAACCACUUGCAGAGUGGUUGAGGAAAUACAAUCCUUCUGAAGAGGAAUAUGAAAAGGCUUCUGAAAAUUUUAUAUAUUCUUGUGCUGGAUGCUGUGUAGCCACCUAUGUUCUAGGCAUCUGUGAUCGACACAAUGAUAAUAUAAUGCUUCGAAGCACAGGACACAUGUUUCACAUUGACUUUGGAAAGUUUUUGGGCCAUGCACAGAUGUUUGGUAGCUUCAAAAGGGAUCGGGCUCCUUUUGUGCUGACCUCUGAUAUGGCAUAUGUCAUUAAUGGGGGUGAAAAGCCUACCAUUCGUUUCCAGUUGUUUGUGGACCUCUGCUGUCAGGCCUACAACUUAAUAAGAAAGCAGACAAACCUCUUUCUUAACCUCCUUUCACUGAUGAUUCCUUCAGGGUUACCAGAACUUACAAGUAUUCAAGACUUGAAAUAUGUUAGAGAUGCACUUCAACCGCAAACUACAGAUGCAGAAGCUACAAUUUUCUUUACUAGAUCUUCCUGGCAAAUACGUUCUAAAAGUCUGAUUUAUGUAGUCCGAAUUUUGAGGGAAGGACAGUUAGAGCCAUCAUUUGUGUUCCGGACUUUUGAUGAAUUUCAGGAACUUCACAAUAAGCUCAGUAUUAUUUUCCCACUUUGGAAGUUACCAGGCUUUCCUAAUAGGAUGGUUCUAGGAAGAACACACAUAAAAGAUGUAGCAGCCAAAAGGAAAAUUGAGUUAAACAGUUAUUUACAGAGUUUGAUGAGUGCUUCAACAGAUGUAGCAGAGUGUGAUCUUGUUUGUACUUUUUUCCACCCUUUACUUCGUGAUGAAAAAGCUGAAGGAAUAGCUAGGUCUGCAGUAAAGCCAAUCAAUAGCAAUCCAGUGAUGAUUUAUCAAAAUGUUGUGGAAUUAAACCUGCCGUCAUUGACCCUUGUGUACAGUGGAUAUAGCAAGGAAACUCUAAGACAGAGAGAACUUCAACUCAGUGUCCUCAGUGCAGAGUCUCUGCGGGAGAAUUUUUUCCUGGGUGGAGUGACCCUGCCUUUAAAAGAUUUCAACUUGAGCAAAGAGACAGUUAAGUGGUAUCAGCUGACUGCAGCAACCUAUUUGUAAGCUGGUGAAUUUCUGAGCUUUGAAAGCAAGGACAGUUAUAAACAUGUAUACACACAUACACACUUCGGAACUUUGUAUAAUAUUUUUAUACUUGGACAGAAAUUAUAAAGUAAAUGUACUUAAUGCAUUUCAAUACAUCUGUUGGACCAACAGUCACAUAAUUAACUUUUAUGAACUUGUUGAAGCCAUUGCUGUUUUAAAGUCAUAUAGAAUGCUAUAAACCCUAAACUUAAUAUAUAAUAAGUCCUGAAAAAGACUUUGAGUUGGUGAAGGAUUUAAUCCUUUCUUGAGUAAUUCAGAAUAAUAGCUUUAGUUUGGUCUGAUAGUACAAUGUCAAUUCAGCCAUCUAUUUUGCAUUGUUUCUUACACAGACACAGCAUGUUUUCCUGUUUUGCACCUUUUAUAGCCUUUACCACAGUGUGUGUUCACAAACACCAAAGGAAAGGAAAGGUGCAGGAUGUUACCAGAAAAUAACAGCUGCUAUUCACAGGGCCGAGAGCAAAGCACAAAUAAUAGUUAUGUUCAGAACUACUACGUAGUUUAUAGAAGUAGGGGAAAAUAAUACUGCUUUUUAUCACCCAUGUCUUUAAAACCUUUUCAGAAUAAGUGCCAAUCACUGAAGUUGUAAAUACUGGUGCCUUAACUUCAUAUGCUUCCCUGGCACUUCAUUCUGAUUUUUUCCUGACUUGAUAAAUAAUUAGUAAGGAGUUUUCACUCACUUUCAACUUACUAAAGAAUUAUGUACAUUUACUAAUGUUUUUCCCACAGAAAUAUGAUUUUUUUUCUACUUCUCAUGUGACUUAGACAUUUAUGUUUUUGUUGCCCCAUAAUUGAAUGAGAUUCAUCGAUGUAACUCUAUACUAAAUGCCAUCAUUCCAUUAUAAUCCUACAUUUACUCCCAGGAGUGUGAAUUAAACUUCAGUAAUCCACCUCCAUGUAUCUAUACUCCACUUACUCAUUAAGCAAGUGAAAAUUGUUCACUCAUGUACCCAUUCCUGUUUGGUAGAACUCCAUGAAUAGGGCAGACUCUUCACAGGAGGCCCAGGACAAGAAUUCUAGGGUCCAGACUGAAUAUUAAUGUAGACUUUUAUAGCAAAGUUGGUCUUGUAAGGUGUCUUACUUAUAUUUGUAAACAUUAUACAUUCACAUGAAUUACUUUCCUUAAUACAGCGGGAUUCAGAAUCAUAAGGGACAUGAUUGAAAUUAUUCUGCAGUAACCAUUAAGGAUAAAAUUCAUUUUUAUUAUUCAUUCAACUGCACACAUAAUUUUGUGUUUAGUUGAAUAAAUAUGUUGAUAUAUUAAUUCUCAUGGCUAGAAUGGAAUUUCAGACACUUUUUAAAUGGUAAUAGAGAUUGUAGUAAUCUAGUUGCUGUGAGAGAACUGACAAAAUAUGCAAAGAAUACCAAUAAAGGACAAUCUCCAAUUCAGUCGCCCGUAACAUAAUUUUUAUGAACUGUGCAGAUGUUCAAUGUAAAUGGGAAACCUGUAGAGCAGAAAUAGAACAGUUGAGGAUGUAUCAGUGAGAUAGGUUUAGAAAAAAAAAAAACCACUUGAAAUUUUUGGUGCCUAACACUAAUGGUCCAUUUGUAGGAAAGCCCGUUAGUAUGAUAUAUGAAUGUCUUUUUUUUUUUUUAAUGUUCAAAUGUAUAUUUAAUAAUUUAAUUAAAAUGCAAAUCAAAGCACCACCAUUUAUUUACUUUUUCCACAUCCAGUUAACAUUUCCUUAAAGUGUGUAAGUACUUUUGCAGAUAUAAAGAAGUGUUAGAUAUUUUCACUUAAGCUUUUGAGACCUAAUUCCAUUCCAUGAAUUGUCACUUAGCCACUGUAAAAAAAAAAAAACAAAAACAAAAAAACCCCAAACCUGUCUUGGUAAAAGGUCAUUGUUAAUGGGAUGCAGUAUGUACUGCCUAUUUGCAGUCUGUUACAGCAGUGUCUUUUAGCACAAAUAACAGAACUAGAAAAUGGGAUGUCACUUUUCAAUUACAAGAAAUCUGGAUUUCUUAUCUAAAAAUGUAUAUUAUGAUUAAUACUGUACAGUUAACCAGAGUUCAGGACAAGUGGUAAUGUUUUUCUUAAUUUAACUCAUUUUGUGCCUUCUUUGGUCAUUAAAAAUAUACACAUAUUUUGCAUAUAUUUUAAUAUAAGUUAUUUCUUUGUAAAACGCUAAUCUUCAGCCCUUACCAAAAAAAAAAAAAAAAAAGGACAGAGGCGCCUCUUUGCACUACUACUUUAAGUAGAUUUUAAGUCAGUUUUUUUUAAACAUUUUUUUAAAAGCUUGCAAUAAAGUACAUCUGAAGCAAAGGUUUAAACAAACUGGCCAAGACACUAAUUUUUAUGUAUAAUCACAAUGUUUUAUACCUGUCUUUACCGAAUAAAAAUAAUUAUGCUACAUAUAAGUCCUGCACCAGAAUUCUUUCUUCUUGCAGUGUUUUGGGAUUUGAAAAUAAUUGUCUACUCCAAGAACCUAUUAUUUUCUCUACUGAGGAACCCAAUGUAGAACUUGCACUGACAUUUUUAUUACUGCCUUUAUAAAAAACUAUAGGUAGCUAACUGUUAAGGCAUGUAUGAUCUUUGAUAAAGUAUUCUUUUAUCUUUUCAAAUUAAAGUUGUAUAAAAGUUUCAAUAUCUUGCCUUAAAUUGGUUGACUGUUCUUUCUAGGAUUCAAGUAUUGUGGCAUUUUAAAAAAAUAUAUUCAAUUUUGAUACUUUAAGAGACUUCAGAUCCGAAAGGACUAAAAGCCCCACUACCAUAAUCCAUGGAUUUAUUUACAUGCUGUUUGAUUAGCAGUGCAAAUAUGAAUGAAUAUGGCAAAUAGUCUCAUCUAUAAGAACCAAAUACUUUAAUUAUAUUAAGAUAGUGAGUAAAGAUGUAUAAUAUUUUUAUUAAUACCUUGAAUAUAUUCAGUGGAUUGAAUGUGACUCAUAACUGUACUAUGAUUGUAUUAAACUAUUUCUGGAAUAAAGGAACUCUGCUAUCA
Leptonychotes weddellii (Weddell seal) is the source of this 7644-nucleotide messenger RNA. Lineage: Eukaryota; Metazoa; Chordata; Mammalia; Carnivora; Phocidae. The record is from RefSeq and is a predicted model, not a curated record.